Messenger RNA from Clupea harengus (Atlantic herring), 1370 nucleotides. It is a transcript of the gene bmpr2b, whose product is annotated as bone morphogenetic protein receptor type-2-like. Gene Ontology annotation, cellular component: plasma membrane; signaling receptor complex. The annotation marks the transcript as partial. Lineage: Eukaryota; Metazoa; Chordata; Actinopteri; Clupeiformes; Clupeidae. The record is from RefSeq and is a predicted model, not a curated record. The transcript has 2 exons. Gene Ontology annotation, molecular function: ATP binding; transforming growth factor beta receptor activity. Gene Ontology annotation, biological process: vasculature development; BMP signaling pathway; cellular response to growth factor stimulus.
AAACCUGACUAACAGUCGCCGCGGGCCCAAACUGGGUCACUACCCCGACUACUCCUCCUCCUCCUACAUCGAGGACCAGGAAGGGGGCGUGCUCAAGAACCUGCCGACCGACGCCCCUUCCUCAUCUGGCCCCGCCUCCUCCUCGGCCGCGGGCGCGGUCAGCGGCACCGCCGGCACGGGCGGAGAGAAGAACCGGAACUCCAUCAACUACGAGCGCCAGCAGGCCCAGCAGCUGCACUCCAGCGGCAGCAUGAGCCUGAGCGGGGCCUCUAGCGCCACCUGCAGCACCACACUGGGCACUACGCCCGGCUCCGCUCUCAUGGCCACCAUCUCCGAGGCGGGGCGCGGGGAGGAGGGCGUCCUGGGGGGGAUGGGACUGGGCUCGGUUCUGCCCCCCUGUCUGCAGCUGACCCAGGAGGACCUGGAGACCACCAAGCUGGACCCGCGCGAGGUGGACAAGAACCUGAAGGAGAGCUCCGACGAGAACCUGAUGGAACACUCGCAGAAGCAGUUCAGCGCGCCCGACCCGCUGGGCCCUGCCGGCGGCAGCUUGCUCUACCCGCUCAUCAAGCUGGCCGCGGAGGUCACCGCGGGGUCAGGGGUCAAUGCAGGGUCAAGCGGGGACUUCGGUGGCGUGGGGGCAUCGGGGGGUGAUCCCCCAGUGGCCAUGUUCCCACUGCCCAAGCAGCAGAACCUCCCCAAGCGUCCCACCAGCCUCCCCCUGGGGUCCAAGCACCCGCGCGAGGCCGCCUCUUCGUCGUCGUCUUCGUCAUCCUCGUCCUCCUCCCGCCUCCGACUCAACAAGCACAAGUCCAACCUGCGGCAGGUGGAGACCGGCGUGGCCAAGAUGAACGCCGCCCCCGUCACCACCGCGGGCAACGAGCCCCAGCUAGUCACCGUGGGCAACGGUGCCCUGGUCGGCGGCGGCGGGCGUGGUGUUGCUAACGGAUAUGCUGGAGGAGGAGCAGGAGGCGGCGGCGCCAUGGCAGCGGUCGUCGGGGGCAACACGAACCCCGUGGGUCCCCAGCAGGAGGAUGCGGGUCAGGGGUCGUCGAUGGCGACGCCAACGCAGCUGAGCACAGACGGAGACGGCCGCCUGCACGCCUGCAUCGGCUCCAGCCCCGACGAGCACGAACCACUGCUGCGCACAAACAACAACAACAACAACAACAGCAACAACAACAACAGCAGCCUGAGCGCGGCUGGCACACACGCGCGCCCGCUCACACACACGCGCGGGCUCAGCAGCACACACACAGACGCCGCGGCCCCCGUCCACAUGAGGCCCCAGAGCAGGAGCCGCAGAGCAGACAGGCCAAACUCACUGGAGCUCACCGCCUCAUCCAGUGAACAGGAGACGUCUGUCAGUG